AACGUGUUAUCUUCCGCAACGAUAACACUAACAAGUUUUUCAAUAAUUUCGAAUGAUGUAUUUUGGUCAGCUAAGGCAUAACCUGAAAAUUAAACUUUUGAUACUACAAAAUGUAUUUGUAAUUUUUUUUCAAGGUUGUGAGUCACCCUAACUACUGCGUGUGUUCCACAGCGAGGGACAGCCAUGGUGCGGCCGGGGAGAAGGAAGAGCGAGGACCGGGCAGGCCGCAACAUCUUCGCGGAGGGGUCGAGUGGCCAGGGCGACUCGGACACGGGCUUCGCGGCCGAGGCGGCGCGCGCGCAGAGCCGCACCGCGAGCAUGCCGCUGCUGUCGCAGUCGGACGUGGGCCGCCAGCUGGUGGAGAACUACGCCAGCGAGACGGGCAUCGACCACAGGCGGUCGUCCGCCACCCUCGACCUGGACACGGUGGUGCGGGCCGCCGCCAUCAACGCGGGUGGCCAGCGCCACGACGACGUCACCUGCCUCUACAGGAAGCCCGAGGAGGAGAGCCCGCGCAGCGCGGCCGACUGUGGCGCCGGGAACCCGCAGCUGUGCGCUUACGACGAGUUCGCGUUCCAACCCCUGGUGGACUCCAUCAUCAGGGACCAGGCGGGCAACGAGCCUCGCCUGAGGACCCUCGCUCACAACGCGGCGAACAAGUGGCUGUUCUCUCCGCACAAGCCUAGCGCUUCUCAGAUGUCGUAUGAAUGGGGCCAGGACGAACGGAAGAGCAUCCUAAGACCUGAAAAUAGUUUUCCUUCUUCACACAACUUGGAUGCUUACGGUGGAUUUGAGACUACUGAACUGCUGCACAAGAGCGCUUCGAGCAUGUGGCUUGAAAGCACAUCGUCUGAGAAAAGCUCUACUCCGAGAAACCAUGAUUUGGCGCCACGAACGUCUGUUGAAUCUGUUAAGCAAGAAAUGGAUGACAGUGACUGCUCAGAUUGUACAUCAACCACCGUGGUCGUGAAAGACAAAGGAGCAAAAUAUCCAAUACUGAGAUCUGAAGAUAUGAGCAACUACAAUCAAUUUCUCUCAAAUUUUGAAGUCCCUAAUGCAAAAGCUACAACAGAGGAGUGCACAACCUCUGUUUCAGCAACCUCUCUUGAAUCAGACGUUCUUAGAGAGAUCUAUGAAAGAAACAGGAGCGCCACGUCAGAGUUAUGUGAAGAAAAUUUCGGAGAAGGUAACUACAAUGCCCAGAUUUUGGGACAAAUUAAAAUAAGAAAAAAUACAAACAUAUCUGGUAACUUGACUCUCCAACAGAGAACUGAAAGGAUGACCAACUUUGUAAUUCAAAAGUUACAGGACAAAGGCCCUGGAAUGACUGAUAUAGCUAACAAGAACAUUAAAUAUGAAACAAUCCCGAAUAAGAACAAAAAACCAAUUACAACAGAAAACGUUUACAAAUGUGGAAAAAAUAGUAUAGAUAGCUGUGUGUCUCCACAAAAAGAAAACCAUUUAGUAACAACUGAGAGGAAACAUGUUCGAUUACAUUCAGAUACAUCAGAGAAGAGUGAUGAAUAUAUAAACUACACAAAUAAAAAUUUUCUUAAUACUACUGAGUAUAAUUUUUAUGAUUGCAAUAACCAUGGAUCUAAAAAAAUGCAACAUUGCAUUUUUUUAAGCUCGUCUGAGUCAGGUAUAAAUAUCACACAAAAUUACAAUCUGAAACAUUAUUUUCCAACAGAUACCCUAAAACCCGCAACUUCUCGUAGUGACACAACAAUUUCCUAUGGAUCAAAAAUAGACAGAAUGUCAGACCGAUUGACUGGAGAAGCAAAGAACGUAUCAAGGUUGGAGGCUGAAAAGCCUCUAACUGAAGAUAAUUCUUUAUGCAAUUAUGAAUACACCAAUUUAGAGCGCUCACUGGCCUCGAACAUAAAAAAGUAUGAAAUUCAGUCAUAUUUAACAAGUUCCAGCAGUGAAACUUCAAUAAGUUCAAUGGAGUCUUUAGUUUUACAAGAAGCUGCUACACGCAUUGAUCCAUCUACUGAAGAACUUAAUUGCAGUAAACCUGUACCAAAAAAACCUGAAUUGCAUAAAAAAGAAAACUUUACUAUCACUCAAAAAGAUUCAAAAGAUAUAAAAAUCAGACACAGUAAACAUAAAAAUGAUUUGAGCACUUUUGGCAGAAAACACAUUAUCACAAUUGCUGCUGAUGAUUCUGAUAGCUCUAUUGAUUCUGCAAUACUCAAAAAAGCUGCAUAUUUGGGCACUGAUAAUAAAGCAUCUAACUGCACCUUAAAGAAUAGCGAGUUUGGUUCUGAGGACAAACAUGAGAACCCUAACUUGUAUCUUGCAAAUAAGACACAGCAUAAAACUAGAAAAAAUUUGCUGCAAGAAGUACAAGAAAUAAAAUCCACUAGAUCAAGACUGCCCAGAAAGAAAAAAUUAUCUCAUCAGGAUCAAGCAAAGUGUGAAGCAUUAUCUGACAGCAGUUGUGUAUGUGAUAGAAAACUGGGUAAUAAACUUGAACAAACAGCUGACAGUAGCGAAAUUGACGGUUCUGACGAUCUGAGUACCAUGUAUGGAUUGUACUCUUCCUUAGAACUGGGAAGAAACAAGUCUGAUUGUUUAAUUCAAAUAAAGAGAGGUCAUAGCUUACGUGUUCCAAAAACAGAUGUUUUGAUUUAUUCAAAUCACAAUGUUAAUCAAAAUAAAACUGAAAGACAUAGGCAUGAAGGAGUUGAUCAUAAAAGUAAAGUGUCCAGCACUAGGAAAGUUGAGAUAUCAGAUGAAGCAAUUGAUUCACCAAAAGAAAAACUGCCAAGAAAAAAACAGAAAGGAAAAAACUCUAAGCAACGUGGCUUGAAUAUUACUGAAAAUAAAAAAACUGGACACAAUGCACGACAAAAGGUAAAAGAUUCUGUUAUUAAAAUAAAAGCAGCACACAGCCCAAGCAUAUCCAAAAGUGAUGUACUAUUGCCACCAAAUAAAAACAUGCUUCUGGACAUACAUGGUCCACAAACAUACUACAAUGAAGGCGACAAAAAAAGCACCUCUGGAUCAAGCAGUACUUCAGAGAGCUCUAUAGACUCUGACAUACUCAAAGCGGCAGCAGGCCAUUUGUCUCCUGAUCAGGAAAUAAUAAUUGGGGAUGAAAAAAUAAAUAAACAAUGUAAUCCAAAGCAUUUACAGGACAAAACCCAAGACUCAAUCAUGUGCAAAGAAUCAGCAGUUCAACAGUCCCCAGUUGAACGGAAAACACCAGAAACCAAGAAAGUGGACAAAAAAUAUUCUGUCACUAACAAUGUGGAAAAGACUGAGCCUACUCUGCGCCCACAAGUUGCAACCAAAACUAAAACAACUGAAAUAGAGAUAAAGAAGAAGACAAACUUUCAACUAAGAAAGAGCAUAUCCCACACUUCAAUUCUGAACCAAACAGAAGCAAUGUCCGGGCCACAAUUCACAACCCAAUCACCGCAAAAAAUUCUUCAGUCAAAUCUAGUUCGUAAAGAAAUGGCAAAUAUAGCAUACAAACAGAGACCUAAAAGUAUAUCUGGGAAUUCAUUAGAUUCAGAGAUACUGAAAAAUGCAGCUAUCUGGACAAUGGACGAGCCAGAAACAUUUGAUGCAGGCGCAAACCCUAGUUUGCAUCAUUCUGCAGAAAAUUUGAAUGAUAUAAAGAGACGCCACUCAGAUUACACUUUGGAGAGAAUGAGCGGUAAAAGCUCAAGGGUGUGUGUACCACUAGUUCCAGUAUAUCAUGUCCAAAGCGUCGAGCCUCAAAAUAAACCUGUCUUUCAUGCCUAUAGCUACAUGGCUGAAAACGACAUAUACAAGACGGGUCUUAGCAGCAAAGAAAUAACUGAAUGGCUGGACAGGACAAAGAUUUUUCAUGUUAACGACACUCUGAAAUCUAAUGUAGAACACCCGAAAUUUGCUGUAGAACACCUGGUAUCAGACACAGAAUUUCAAAAUGCUGUGAACAUCAUCUACAGGAAGAUCAUUGGUCAAGGGCCUAUAGCACCAGACUUCGCCAGACGCCUGUCAGAGGCAGUAAAGCAAAUGGCUAGUUCUCCAACGCCAAAGCGACCAUCCUCCAGAACAAGCCUUCUGGACAAGGAAAAUUUACAUAUAAUGAACGAUAGCAGGGCCCAAGGAGACGAGUCCUUCUCAGUCCACGAAGAGAAAAUGAGGCUAACGAUGCAAGCGAACUCGCAACCCGCACCAGGCCCUGCGGCAACAGGCACUAACAACUUGCAGCAGCUACAGGCAAAAGGUGGUCUUAAGAAGAGCUGGAAUAAAGAACAUAAGGCUGCUUUGCUGCUCAUCUGUGCAACUAUAGCUGUUGCUGCAGCAUUAUAUACGACUUGGUUUAAGUGAUACAAAAGAAUAAAUUUAAACUUGUGUUGUGUCCUUCCUUAUACCAGAAGUUUGUUAAAAUAAGGUAAAAACUGUUAAAUUGUUCCUUUAUAAAUUUAUAUUUUAAAAUAAAAUGUAAAAAUCACUCAUAA
Molecule: messenger RNA, 4460 nt
Organism: Bacillus rossius redtenbacheri
Lineage: Eukaryota; Metazoa; Arthropoda; Insecta; Phasmatodea; Bacillidae
Exons: 3
Coding region: 184-4329 (1381 amino acids)
Source: RefSeq, a predicted model, not a curated record